Molecule: messenger RNA, 996 nt
Organism: Prunus mume (Japanese apricot)
Lineage: Eukaryota; Viridiplantae; Streptophyta; Magnoliopsida; Rosales; Rosaceae
Source: RefSeq, a predicted model, not a curated record
AUGGCUGGAUCUGGAAGUUCUAAAGUUAGGACUCCAGUUUUCUCCGGUGAGAACUACAAGUUCUGGAGAAUCAAAAUGGUGACAAUCUUCAAGUCUCAUGGGUUGUGGAGAUUGGUUGAAAAAGGGGUUAUGACCUCAAAUUCCAAGAAGAAGAAAGCUGAAGGAAGUUUAGAAAAGGAAAGUGAUGAGAAAAUGGUGCUUGCCUACAUGCAGGAUGCUAAGGCUCUGGGCAUUAUUCAGAAUGCUGUUUCAGAUCAGAUUUUCCUACGAAUAGCUAAUGCUGAAUCAGCAAAAAUGGCUUGGGAUUUGCUGUAUGGAGAGUAUCAUGGUGGUGAUCAGGUGAGAUCUAUAAAACUACAAAAUCUGAGGCGUGAAUUUGAGUAUGCUAGGAUGAGAGAUGAUGAAACUCUAUCUGAUUAUCUGACUAGGCUAAAUGACUUGAUAAACCAAAUGAAAACAUUUGGUGAGAUUCUGACUAAUGAAAGUCUUGUUCAGAAAAUGUUGAUUAGCCUUAGCAAGCCAUACGACCCUAUUUGUCUGGUUAUUGAAAAUACCAAAAGUUUGGAGACUGUGGAAUUGCAGGAAGUUGUAGCUAUUUUGAAAAGUAAAGAACAAAGGGAAUGCACAGAUGGUAAGGCUAUUCAAAAGGCAAAUUGUGCUAAUCAAGCUGAGCUGACUGGAAAUAUUUUUUAUGCUAAUAGUGUCAUUACUGAAGUGCAAAUGAAUGGAAAUUGGUAUAUUGAUAAUGGUUGUAGCAACCACAUGACUGGAAAUGCUGAGUUGCUUGUUGAUGUAAGGACAAAUGUCCAUGGAAAGGUGCAAACGCCUACUGGAAAUCUGGUAGAUGUUGCAGGAAUAGGCUCAUUGGUGAUUAACACAAGUGCAGGCAGAAAAUACAUCAGGGAAUUCAUGUUUCUACCUGGUUUGAAGGAAAAUUUGUUGAGUGUUGGACAGAUAGAUGAACAUGGGUAUUACCUGCUCUUUGGUGGAGGCUAG